AUGUCGCCUCCCCCGCUAGCCGACGUAGACCUCUCCGAAGACUCUGUUCAAGACGUGCUCGACAUUUUUGGUUCGCCGACUAGUCACAACGAUACUCUAUUCACCAACAACAAUGCACAUGCCAAUGCUAACGAUACCCCCCUCGCUCAGCUGUUUCAAGACCGGUUUAGUCAGUUGUUUGUCAUGUGCGAGACGAUUCUAAAGCAGCAAGUCGUGCUCGGUGCCGAGCAUGCACGGCUACACACUGAACUCGCAACAAUGCGCGAGGAGCAAGAACAAGCGUCUGUCUCGAUCGUGUGGACCUAUUUGAACGAUACGUUACCUCGAUUAGAACAAAAUGUUGACUCGAUGUCGAAAAAGAUGGACCUGCUCGCGAGGGGAAUGGGCCAGAUUGAUGACAAGGUGUCACCUUUGGUCACGCAGACACAGGCGGUGGAUUCGACCGUCAAAGAGGUACACCAAACCCUCCAAGAGCUAUCCAAGUCGGUCUCUUCCGUGGACCUAGUCCGUCACCACCGACAACAGAAACAACACUCGUCUCGCAUAGUAGAAUUUCCUCCUAUGAAGGGAGGAAUGGGCGGCAAGAUAACAGGGGGCGUGACGAGCAAUAGUGCACUCGCCUCCUCCAUCCACCGAUUCGGGAACCACGGACUGGUUCAAAUGCGCAACCCAAAGCAGACUGUAUCACCCUUAAAGCGUCUACGGAGUGGCCGAGCCGUGGCAGACUCGCCCACGAGCAAGCUCCUCCUCAACUCGUCCGGCCUACCCCUCCUCCAACUUACUGCGCCUGAAGGAAUGGACGUUGCUGGUCUACUAGACGGUUCCGACCUGUCCGAUCUGACAGAGAGCGGCGGCGAGUCUGAAAAAGAAGACGAUGGCGAUUUCCCAGCGCGUAAACGAGUCAAACGGGGUCCACAAAGAUCCAGAGGAACAUCGAGUGGCAAGAAGCAAAGUGGUGGUAAUGGUGCGGUCAAGACACCGGUGAACAAAGCUGGGCGUGUGAGAAGGAAGAAGGGGGCUGCGCGACGUAUGGGACCCAAGCCUGCAGAUCCUUCGCUCGGGGACAAGGCGGAGACGGAUAUGAUCCAAUGCGACGUGUGA
Molecule: messenger RNA, 1101 nt
Organism: Acaulospora colombiana
Lineage: Eukaryota; Fungi; Glomeromycota; Glomeromycetes; Diversisporales; Acaulosporaceae
Source: the annotation of a GenBank genome assembly